AUGGCCAUGAGUCAGGCGGAAAGAGCGAAAAAAUAUCGUGAGAAAAUCAAAAAAGAUACGGUUAAAUAUAAAGCGGCGAAAGCUAAGGCUCGUGUUCGUGGUAAUUCGAAGAGAGAAAAGUUAACUGGUCUAGAUCUGGCAGCAUUCCGUUUGAAAAAUAAAAUCAAUCAAGUUAAUUUUCGUAAGAGUAAAAAAAAACGUUUGAAUACAAAAACAGUUUCCAGUUCAUUCAAGAAUCGUCAGUCGUUCGGAAAGUCUUUGAAAAAGGUUAAUUCGUUUUUACCGAAAUGUGAUAAAAAGAAAAAAAUAAUUGUUCAGCAUUUAGCUCAGAAAUUUGGUCUAAUUUCUAAACCAACUCAUCAUCGUACUUCAGUUCAACUUUCUACAAAACUGAAAAAAGAUAUUCAUAAUUUCAAUGUUCAUGACGAUGUUUCGUAUCAGCUACCUGGUAAACGUGAUACUAUUCUAGUACAAGACGAUGAUGGACAGAAAACAACGUACCAAAAAAGAAUUUCAAUUAAUAAUUUAAGAGAAAAUUACGAGUUAUUCAGAGAGGAAAAUAAGAAUGUUGAUUUGAGUCGUUCCGCGUUUGCUGAUUUGAGACCUCCAUUCGUUGUUUGCAAGGUGGCUUUGGCUCAUCGUGUUUGUGUUUGCGUCUAUCAUGCUAAUGUUGAUUUGUUUUUGAAAAGUUUCGAUAAGUGUAUUGCUGGAAAAGUUUGUUCGUCUCUAGAAACUGUCACUCAGUCGUUGGUUUGUAAUACAGAGAAUGAGGAGUGUAUGUUCAGUCAGUGUCCACUUUGUGAAAAUUUCUUUCGAGAUGAGGUUGAACAAAAAGUUAUUGACGGUAACGUUCAGAUUAAAUGGCUUCAGUGGGGAAACAAAAACGGACGGGCAGAAAAAAAAGAGUAUUCUGGUAGUGUUGAUGAGGCAGUCCAGCUAUUAGAAAGUAAAAUUGCGUGA
Didymodactylos carnosus is the source of this 960-nucleotide messenger RNA. The record is from the annotation of a GenBank genome assembly. Lineage: Eukaryota; Metazoa; Rotifera; Eurotatoria; Philodinida; Philodinidae.